Molecule: messenger RNA, 1191 nt
Organism: Vigna angularis (adzuki bean)
Lineage: Eukaryota; Viridiplantae; Streptophyta; Magnoliopsida; Fabales; Fabaceae
Product: 50S ribosomal protein L4, chloroplastic
Exons: 2
Coding region: 90-1001 (303 amino acids)
Biological process (GO): translation
Cellular component (GO): ribosome
Molecular function (GO): structural constituent of ribosome
Source: RefSeq, a predicted model, not a curated record
CACCCACAUUGAGCACCACCAAAUGUUAUCUACAACGGAUAGGAUAGGAAUAGCAAAACUGUCACUCUAAAUUCUGUCUUCGCCGGAAAAUGGCUUCAGCGUUCCUCACAACCGCCACAACCCCAACUUCUCUUUCCUUCGCCUCAUCCUCCAUUUUCCUCUCUUCUCACCAAUUCCACAUUCACAAAUUCAACUUUCCAAUUCUACCCCUCACCUCCGCCACCACCUCCCUCUCAAUCUCCUGCAAGGCUUCUCCCAUUCCCGUUCUUAAUUUCUCCGGCGAGAAGGUCGGCGAGUCCUUCCUCGACCUCCGCUCCGCGCCGCCUUCAACUGCACGCGCCGUAGUCCACCGUGCCGUCGUAACUGACCUCCAGAACAAGCGCCGUGGCACGGCCUCCACGCUCACGCGCGCCGAGGUCAGCGGCGGCGGUCGGAAACCCUACCCGCAGAAGAAGACUGGUCGCGCGCGCCGCGGCUCCAACCGGACACCGCUCCGGCCUGGUGGAGGCGUCAUAUUCGGGCCCAAGCCUCGUGACUGGAGCGUGAAGAUCAACCGCAAGGAGAAGCGGCUUGCGAUCUCCACCGCGGUGGCCAGUGCCGCCUCGAGCGCCGUCGUUGUGGAGGACUUCGCGGCGGAGUUCGCGGAAAAGCCGAGGACGAGAGAGUUCAUAGCGGCGAUGAAGCGGUGGGGGCUGGACCCGAAGGAGAAGGCGAUGUUCCUGAUGACGGAGGUGCCGGAGAACGUGAGGCUGUCGAGCAGGAACAUUGGGACGCUGAAGAUGCACACGCCGAGGACGCUGAAUUUGUUCGACAUUCUGGACGCGGAUAAGCUCGUGCUCACGCAGGAUGCGGUGGAUUAUUUGAACCAGAGGUAUGGGGCUGAUUACUUGGGAAGUGAUGAUGAAGAUGAAGAAGAAGAAGAUGAUUAUGAGGGUGAUGAAGAAGGUGUGGUGGAUGGUGAAGAAGGAACUGCUACAGAGGAUAGUGAUGUGGUGAAUUGAGGAUUUAAAGUCUUGUUUGUGUCAUUUUAUAGAGGAAAUUGCUGAUACGGGGAAUUGAAGGUCUAAAGUGUUAUUUGUACUAAUUUAUAUGUCUCUUCCCUUUCCAUCUCGUUGGGAUCCUUUAUCCUGGUAAUGUUAGCAUGUAAGGAUAUUUUCUUUUGCCCUAUUUAUAAUCAAUUGUUUUGUAUAA